AAUUCAAGUUGGAGCCCGAAAGUUAUCAAAUUGGCCACAAUCAAACAAUGGCGAUCCAUCAUCCGAUGUGCUACUACAACUUUACGUGCCGACCGGUGUUCAUUGGCAUCAUGGUUCCGGUUGACUGGGCCGUUCCAAUGUAUGGGUAUAUGAUGCCUUUCAUUGUUACACUCACGGUGGCAACAAAUAGUUUUAUUGUGGUUGUUCUUUCGCACAAAUACCUGCGGACGCCAACAAAUUACGUGCUGUUGGCAAUGGCGGUGACGGAGCUGCUAACAGGGCUGUCAUGUUUGCCAUGGUUCACGUACUAUUAUACUUUAUCAGGAUACAAAAACGAUUUACAAACCGGGUUGCCCAGCUUCUGGUGUGACAUGAUACCCUACAUGGCGGCAUUUUUACCGUCAAUAUUUCAUACAAUGGCAAUCUGGCUGACAGUAUAUCUAGCCAUUCAACGAUACAUUUAUAUAUGCGUUCCGUCGCUAGUUCGCAAGUUUUGCACCAUUCAUAGAAGUAAACAAGUUAUAUUUUUCAUAAUAUCAGUUGCUACAAUUAUGUACACACCUGACCUCAUGGCAUUCCAUAAUAAAAGCCACGAUGUGUUUGACAGCAAGAGAAAUCGAACUAUGAAGCUUUGCUAUCGACAUCGUGCUCCAUUCAUGUUGAAACUCGGUGAUGACAUUUACUACAAAGUGAUGUUCACAACACAAACCGUCGCCGUUCAUCUCAUCCCGUCUGUGCUGCUUGUCAUUUUCACAUGGAAACUGGUGGGCGCCAUUAGGGUGGCAGACCGCCGUCACGCCAAUCUUCUCUCCAAGUAUUCCACGACGACUCGUUCGACGCGACGAAAGUUCUCCGAGCUGACGAAUUCGUCGGAGAACGAAAAUAAAAUAACUCGAUUGUUCAAGCAGCGCGACAGCGUCAGUGUGGGUAACGAACCUCGUCGAGCUCAUGGAUUGAAGCAGAAUACGCGGAUGCUGGUGGUGGUGAUCCUGCUAUUCCUGAUCACUGAAAUACCAGCUGCAUUAAUUUUUACAAUUCAUGUGUUGUCAGUGUCUCUGAAGUUCAGCUUUGUAGACUAUCAGUUCCUGAAUAUUCUACUCAUAGUCAGAAACGUCUUGAUUGUGGUGUCCUACCCAUUCCGCUUUGCGAUCUACUGUGGAAUGUCCCAACAGUUCCGAGAUGUCGUACGACAAAUGUUCACUGGAAAAAUGCUCACUCAUGCGAUCCGAGAUAAGGAUAACUCAACAACAAUGCAGCUUGUCCAAGGUGUCACUGAUCACAGUGAUGAUAAACGUCAAUCGGUUGUUUUGUGCUCGGCAAACGGAACAUUGGUGUCUAGCGUUCCAGAGGAGCGGGCGAAGAAAGACAAGGCCGUUCAAUGCAAUCCUGACGUUUUCGAUGAGGAGAUUGAGGUUCCAUUCGACCCAUUCCUUGCAGAUCUUGCCAUUAUUGUCGAAGGACACGAUUCACCCAAGCGAUUUAAAAACUCAGAUUCCACAUUUGAUUGCUCAACACAAUGUAGUACCGAAAUGGACAAUCACAUGUUCAUCAAGCGGAAAAGUUCACUUUUGCGGGCAGCGCUGCGAAAAAAUCAACAAUUAUCAGCGAUGAUGGCUCGUGUUUCUUCUUAGUCUCACAUCAAAUUGGUCUCAAUCGGGUUUCAUUUAAUUUUUCUUCAAACAAUUCACAUUGAAUUUUUUGAAUUUUUCUUUUUCUGCUCCAUUCCCACCCCACACAAAAAUCAUUUCAUUUUUUAUAAAUUGUACAAGUGACACUAGAUAUAUGUACUACAUAUGUAUGACAAAAAUUGAAUUUUCAAUUAUUAUUAUUAUUAUUAAUAAAGCUUGUGUUGUCUCCACAGACAAUGAAUCAAUGAA
Molecule: messenger RNA, 1877 nt
Organism: Caenorhabditis elegans
Lineage: Eukaryota; Metazoa; Nematoda; Chromadorea; Rhabditida; Rhabditidae
Gene: sprr-1
Product: G-protein coupled receptors family 1 profile domain-containing protein
Exons: 10
Coding region: 48-1631 (527 amino acids)
Biological process (GO): signal transduction; G protein-coupled receptor signaling pathway
Cellular component (GO): membrane
Molecular function (GO): G protein-coupled receptor activity
Source: RefSeq, marked reviewed